CAGAGUCCUCAAGAAGAGGCUCACCACAUUCAAUAUCUCCUCGAAGGUCUCCAAGAAGAUUUUCUUCACCAAGACCCUCUCCUAGCGUUGAUGACUCAAUGGCCAAGUCUUCAAGAAAAGACGGAAGUAGCUUUCCAAUUUCUGAAGAAAGAUUCCAAAGAAAAGUUAUAAGCUUAUUAGCAGAGAUAAGGAUGGAAAUCCGGGACCUUAAACAAAAAAUGGAAAGUGAUUCAUCAUUGGCUGAAGAAGGAGGAAUUCCUUUACAGACCACGACAAUAGAGGAAUUAGAAGUCCUUGAAAAUUCUCUUUCUUCUUCAGAUGAAAGAAAACGAUUGAUCAGAGUUUUGAGCAGAGUGGGAGGGAGUAAUGUUGGAGAAUGUGCCAGAAGAAUUUUGAUGAAACUGAUGACAUAUGAUGUUAUGGCCGGCUUCAGUCUGAAAGGGAGGAAAAGAAAGAGGUCGUUCCAAAACCUGAGAUUGUUUCAGGUCACAGUUGAUGCAAUUGUGAAAACAGUUAAAUGCACGGAAGUAGCUGCAGGGGCUGCCAUAUCGGCAGCAUUGAAGUAUGCACCAGACAGGAGAGGGGGUGGUGGAAGGGGCGCAAAUUAAGUGUCCAGCUAUGAAAGUCCAUGCCCCCAGAUAAAGACUUGGAUGUGACGUCAUUAAUAUCUUAAAUCGUGAACUAUUGAUCAAUUUCAUUAUUGAAAAGAAAACCCUAUUUUUAGCUCGUCUCUUGAAGGGAGAGCUUCUUUGGUAACCCUAUCAGUUUCAAAUUCCAAUGAAUACAUUUUGGGGGAAAAGUGUAUUUUUUAAAGAAAGUUUUGACUUGGUUUGACGUCAAAAGCCAGAUAUGUUUUGUAAUAAUGAUAAUUUAAAUGCUUUCUACCAUGCGAAACCUAAUUUUAACUAAUCCAACCUUUAAAUAUUGCUAUACAUGUAUUGCAAUAUAAUUUGAAAUUGGCGAACUCUCUCCCUAAUUCUAGUGUGAAGUAUUUAGUCAUAUACAAUGUGAGGCGAGAUUUGUUCCGGUGAUGUUACUCUUGUUUGUAUUUUAUGUGAUAUUAUUAUGGCGACUUUGGUAUGUAACCAAAAGAAUUUUUCAGCAACAUUACUAAAUGUUAUUUCAGAACGAAAA
Pecten maximus is the source of this 1134-nucleotide messenger RNA. RefSeq lists its product as uncharacterized. The transcript has 5 exons. The record is from RefSeq and is a predicted model, not a curated record. NCBI's taxonomy places the organism in Eukaryota, Metazoa, Mollusca, Bivalvia, Pectinida, Pectinidae. The coding region runs from base 99 to 608 and encodes 169 amino acids.